Arabidopsis thaliana (thale cress) is the source of this 757-nucleotide messenger RNA. RefSeq lists its product as uncharacterized. Lineage: Eukaryota; Viridiplantae; Streptophyta; Magnoliopsida; Brassicales; Brassicaceae. The record is from RefSeq and is marked reviewed. The coding region runs from base 373 to 606 and encodes 77 amino acids. The transcript has a single exon.
GGAUAAGCCACACAAAAAAAACUAUAUAGAUCUGCAUAUAAAUAAUUAGGCCUCAUGCUAAUGGGCUUUACUUAAAAUAAAGCCUAAAAUAGUAUUGUGACGAAUAUGGAGAGACGUUUUGGAUUCUCAUUCAAAUUUCAACCCAUUAAUGGCUAAUCACUUUGUAAAUGUAAGAUUGUACUACUUAUAUCUUUUACGAGGUGAUUUGAAUCAAUUAAGUAAUGCAGAGAUUACGAUAUAAUUUUGGGAAGCACAACUUUUGACCAACACUCCGAAUCGGGUCUCUUUCUCUAUAAAUAGCCAUUUCCUAAACACACAAUUUUCAUACUCUCUCAAACCUCCAAAAUUCUUGAUCAAUAUCAGAUAAGAAGAAUGAGUGGAAAACGCAGCAAUGUCGGUGGAGGAAAGAGCGGUGGCGCUGGAGGUAAGAGUGGUGGUGGCGGACAAAGCAGUGGCGGAGGAAAAAGCGGCGGCGGAGGAGCAGGAGCAGGUAAUAUGGUAGCACCAGGGACAAAUGGGGGUGCUUACAUCUCAAGAGGUGGAUUCGAGAGUAACCCUCAAGGUUACUUUAGUAACUUGCAUGGCAGUGGACAAAGCAAGAAGUGACUUGAGUGUUGUUGUUAUACUACAACCAUGAGCCAUCUUCUUUGAUCUAUUCUCUAUUUAAUAAAAUGCUAUGAAGUACAAACAAGUAUUGAAUAAAUGAGAUUUUUAUUUUUAUGAGGUGUUUGUUGCUUUGUGCUUAACCCACUCUUCU